Triticum aestivum (bread wheat) is the source of this 1738-nucleotide messenger RNA. RefSeq lists its product as uncharacterized. The transcript has 4 exons. Lineage: Eukaryota; Viridiplantae; Streptophyta; Magnoliopsida; Poales; Poaceae. Bases 488 to 1465 code for a protein of 325 amino acids. The record is from RefSeq and is a predicted model, not a curated record.
CGCUCCAGCCUCCAGCCACACUGCUCACUCACUUCACUCACUCUCCUCGCAGCGGCCGGAAGAAGCGACAGCCGCCGGGAUUUCGCCGGCGAUUAUUGCCCUUCCGCCGCGGCGUUCGUCUCCAUCUCCGGAUCCGAGUGUUCAGCUGGAAAGAUAGCAGAUGGAUGCUGCUGCUGCUGAGGAGGUUCCCCACCGCCGCAGCCGGCAACGGGUCGAGCUGUGCGUAGAUGGCGAGACAGAGCGGACAGGGGAUGCCGUAUCCAAGGUCCUCGGCGACGACAACCUUCUUAGGGAGAUCAUCGUCCGGGUCGGCUUCCCCACCACCCUUGUCCGUGCCGCCCUCGUGUGCAAGCGCUGGCUCGGGCAUGCCGCCGACCCCGCCUUCCUCCGCCGUUUCCGCAGGCUCCACCUACCCUGCCUCUUAGGCUACUACAUCUCCUAGUGGUCGGCCGAGUCGGAGCAGCAAGUUGCUCCACACUUUGGCUCGAUGCUGCUUGUGCCCCCAGAGCAUUCUGCCCUCGACACCUGCCACCUUUCAGCUCCACGCUUUGUUCCGAUGCUACCUCAGCCCCAAGAGCUUGCCACCGUCAUCCGUCACCUUGCUGACUACAGGUUCGGUGACCAUGAUGGCAGUUUGCAGAUCAAACGCUUCCAGAACGGCACCGCCUUCACCAGGCGCAGCAACAGAGGUACAAAAUUGACACUUGGGGUGCACCGCCCGCUGUGCCCUGAGAGAGGUAUGCCCACCGUCCCACUAUUCCCAUGCGUGGACCGCAAUCUUCAAUGGUUCAGUUCAAUGCUCUUGAAAGAAGGCGGCGACGGUGGCUUGUCCUACCUGUAUGUGUUGGGUACCAAGGAUUCGGGGAAGUUCCUGGUGCGUGUGUAUGUGUUGCAAGAUGGUGUUUGGUGCCUUCAUACCGCGGCCACGUGCCAGCCCCGUCCUAUGCAUAUUGAACCAAAAGCUGUGCUCAUCCACAAAAAAAUCUAUAUGCCGUCCGGCAACAGUGACGACAUUAUUGUCUUGGAUAUGACGACAUCAAUCUUCUCCACAAUUCAGCUGCCACAAGGAGUUAGGUAUAACUAUUUUCGGACCAUGUUGUCUCCAGCUGAUGAUGCAUCCGGUGUAUAUCUUGUCCAUAUCAAUGAAUUUCAACUUCACAUAUGGCUCUCCAAGGGGGACAAUUGGUUGCUGGUUGAUACCAUUUGUUUGAGGAUGUUAGAUCACACUCUUGAGGACGAGCAUAGUGCCAAUGCGCAGAUAAUUCAGGUGGGAGACAAUGCUGAAUAUGUGUUCUUGUGGAUGACUGGACGCACACUCUAUCUAGACGUCAUGAGAAAGGCAGUGCAUAAAGUGCAUGAGAUGCCAAAAAAGGAUGGACAUUUCAGUGUUGUCAAGCCUUUUAUGAUGUUAUGGCCACCCAUAUUCCCUGUGCUCAAGGAUGACCCUUCAAGGAAUGCCAUCUGAAGAACAAGGAUAUGUGGGAGCUUUUGGAUGGUCAGUGAACAAAGGCGCCAGCAAGGAAGAGAAGAGAGCUGCAUUUCCUUACUUGCAGUUCUAGUUACUAUCUUUGUUAUAACUUGUAGACUGUAAUGGAUGAAAUAGGAUACUAUGUACCUUGCAGUUCCAGUAUCAUGACUGAUUGCGACCGAGGUUUGUGUUUCGUGAAGAAGACUCCCCUUGUAUGUUUAUUAGUGAUAUUGUCUGAUCUGCUUGCAUCACAAUGUUGUGUUUGCUCUA